AUGUCUGUAAAGUGGCUCGUGUUGGCAAUUGCUGCUGCAAUUAUUCUUACUGCUAGUAAUGUUGCCUCCAUUACCACAAGCUCCACCACUUCCAAGAAAAGUACACUCGAUUUUCCCUCUUUGCCUCGCGUUUCAAGUCGAUAUCACGCGCUGAAGGGGAGAUCUCUAAGAUCUGGUGCAAGUGGGGACGAUGUCAAGACAGAUGAAGACCGAGCUUUUAACACAUUUGCAACGGCCGAUGACGCAGGCCGUAACUUCCUGAACGCAGCUAACAGCAACCCAAUUCUCAAGAAACUCGACAAUUUCAUGUUAAAACUGCGCUACAAGUGGUGGCUCAUGAGAGGAAAAACACCAGAAAAUAUCAGGGUGAAGCUUGGGCUUCACUUUGUGACGAACGACAAAACCCACCCAAACUACAAAAAGUGGCUCGGAUAUUUGUAUGCCUUCAACAAAAAACACAAGAUCAGUGGCUGA
Messenger RNA from Phytophthora nicotianae INRA-310, 474 nucleotides. RefSeq lists its product as hypothetical. NCBI's taxonomy places the organism in Eukaryota, Oomycota, Peronosporomycetes, Peronosporales, Peronosporaceae. The coding region runs from base 1 to 474 and encodes 157 amino acids. The transcript has a single exon. The record is from RefSeq and is a predicted model, not a curated record.